AUCAUCAUCACUCAUCACUCACCUAGGAGCAGAGCACACCACCUAAUUUAAAUUUAAUGGAAAAAAAAAAUGACAACACCACCGAAAACAAAAUUUCCUCUCACAUUUGACAAUUACACACGCAACCCGCAAUACAACAUUUAUUACGCAUACUCAAAGUAGCUUCGAAGUUCGUAUUUUUAUUGGCAUAUCAUGGAGAAUAAUAAUCAGUCGUUUUGGCAAUUCAGUGACCAGCUGAGGUUACAGGCAUCUAAUUUGGCGAACCUUUCUCUAAACGAUUCGAUUUGGAGCAACAGUUACAUCUCCAAGAGGCGUGAUGAAAGGAUUAAUUUUGACAUCAAAGUUGGGGGUGAGAUCAACUCUUUCAAGUCAAAGGAGCCAGCUUGUGAUUACAAUGAAAACAUGAAUGGAUCUCUUCUUGCCGUGCCUUACAACAACAAUAACAUUUUGGGUGUUGGUGGAGUUGGUCUCAAUGGAGGCUUCAACAAAGGAAUUUACUCCAAGCCUGGUUUUGCCAAUCUUAACAACAAUAUUAACCUGAAUAUCAAUCCUAAGGGACACAAGUUCAAGGAUGAAGAUGAGCUUUUUCACCCAUCCAAACCUUCCAAGAAAAACAACAACAUCAACAAAAAGCAUGGGGGCAACACCAAUAACGAUGAUAACAGCAAGGAUUCCAAGGCUGCUGGCGACAAGAGAUUCAAAACGCUGCCCCCAGCAGAGUCUCUUCCUAGGAAUGAAACCAUUGGAGGCUACAUCUUUGUUUGCAACAAUGAUACCAUGGCUGAGAAUCUCAAGAGACAACUCUUUGGUCUGCCUCCACGAUACAGAGAUUCUGUUCGGGCCAUUACUCCGGGGUUGCCCCUUUUCCUUUACAACUAUUCCACUCACCAACUCCAUGGAAUCUUUGAGGCUGCAAGUUUUGGAGGGUCAAAUAUUGAUCCAUCAGCUUGGGAGGAUAAGAAGUGCCCUGGUGAAUCUCGUUUCCCCGCUCAGGUACGAGUGAUAACUAGGAAAACUUGUGAACCACUGGAGGAGGAUUCCUUCAGGCCAAUCCUUCACCACUAUGAUGGUCCCAAGUUCCGUCUUGAGCUGAAUGUGCCCGAGGCGUUGUCUCUGCUGGAUAUUUUUGCAGAACAAGACACCUUCAGUGACACUUUUAAGGCUUUGCCGGCAUAAAAGGAGAUAAAUAGCAAAAUAAUACAACAAGAAGAACAUCACUCACAGAGACAAUAGAUAAUUAGAGGUUUGGGUUGGUUUGAAAGUUAUUAAGUAUGGACUUAAGAAGAGAGUCCGAAAGACAAAACAAAAUGAAUAUAACGGAGGACGCUUGGAUAUUCAACAACCUAUAUAUUUAUUACUAGUACUUUUGUAUAGAGGAUGGUCUAUUAUACUCAUAUUAUUAAGAGAGAAUAGAAUAAGGAUGAACUAUUUUUGCAUAUGGGUUCUUGUACAAAAACUACAAAUUGGCGACAAAUGGAAGCCUAUAUGUUGUAGCUUGUGUUGUGUUCAGAAGGAACUCAAAAUAUAGUGGAGAAGUGUGAAACCAUGGUGGUCCAUUUCAGUGUUAUUCAUACAUUAUAUACGUGUGCUUUAAACAUUAAUAUGCUUUAAAGUUUUUAUAAA
Glycine soja is the source of this 1623-nucleotide messenger RNA. RefSeq names its product B2 protein-like. Gene Ontology annotation, biological process: response to endoplasmic reticulum stress. The coding region runs from base 193 to 1176 and encodes 327 amino acids. Lineage: Eukaryota; Viridiplantae; Streptophyta; Magnoliopsida; Fabales; Fabaceae. The transcript has 6 exons. The record is from RefSeq and is a predicted model, not a curated record.